CCUCUUCUCCCAGUCCGGUCCGGUCCCUCAAUAAAAGGAAAUCUGAGAAAUAGAAACCCUAAUUAUAAUAAGCUUUAGAGUUUGGAGCUGAAUUCACAGACGGCGAAGAAAGGGGAAAAAUGGCGGAGCACUUGGCGUCCAUAUUCGGUACAGAGAAAGACAGGGUGAACUGCCCCUUCUACUUCAAGAUUGGCGCUUGCCGCCACGGCGACCGCUGCUCUCGCCUCCACACCAAGCCCAGCAUCAGCCCCACCCUCCUCCUCUCCAACAUGUACCAGCGCCCCGACAUGAUUACCCCCGGCGUUGACCCUCAAGGUCAGCCUCUCGAUCCCCGCAAGAUCCAGCACCACUUCGAGGACUUCUAUGAGGAUUUGUUUGAGGAGCUUAGCAAAUAUGGAGAGAUUGAGAAUCUUAACAUCUGUGAUAAUUUAGCAGACCACAUGGUGGGCAAUGUGUAUGUUCAGUUCAGAGAGGAGGAACAUGCUGCUACUGCCCUUCAGAAUCUGUCAGGAAGGUUCUAUGCAGGGCGCCCCAUUAUUGUUGACUUCUCGCCAGUGACCGACUUUCGUGAAGCAACCUGUAGGCAGUAUGAGGAAAAUGUGUGUAACCGAGGUGGGUAUUGCAACUUCAUGCAUUUGAAAAAGAUUAGCAGAGAGCUGAGGCGGCAGUUAUUUGGGAAGAGCAGGCGAAGGCGCAGCCAUAGUAGAAGCAGAAGUCCUCGUGGUCAUCAUGGCCAUGAUGAGCGCCCAUAUGGUGGCCGUGGAUAUCCUAGAAGAGGAGGCGAUCAUCGUCACCAUGAACGAGGGAGGAGACCACGAAGCAGAAGUCCUGGUAGAAGAAGUGGACAUAGCAGGAGUCCUGGUGGUAGGAGAAAUAGGAGUCCAGUCAGGGAAGGUAGUGCUGAGAGAAGGGCAAAGAUUGAACAAUGGAAUAGGGAAAGGGAACAACCUGAGAAGAAUGAUAAUAGUGGUAUGGUAAGGGAAGGUAGUGCUGAGAGAAGGGCAAAGAUUGAGCAGUGGAAUAGGGAAAGAGAACAGACAGAUUCUGCUAAGAACAAUGAUGUUGGCACAUUUGAAAAUGGCAGUAGGAAUGGUGCUGAGCACCACCCCGAACAGUUUUAUGAUGAUUAUCAGCAGCAGCAAUAGCUGGAGAUAUUCCAGUUACAACUACUGAUUUACAGGUCCAGAGGUACCUGCUCAAUGAUCCUGCCUCAUGUUUCACCAGCUCACUGUUACAUUUCUAUACAGGUUGGAUGUCUUCUUUGCAGAACAGGUCCACAGGAUUUAAAUGUGUGAUGUAAGGAGGAGUGAAGGAACUGUCUACUUUCAAACAUGUCAAGUGCUAAUGUCUGCUUUCUAGAGAGCUAAAGGUUGCAACCCAGAAUUCAAUUCGAUCCUAUUUGUGUUGACCUUGCUUAUGUUGUAUUGUCUUUAUGAAUUUUGUUGUUUCAUAAUGUUCUUGGAUUGAUGCAUAAAAGAUUGUUAUGUUUUCAUAGUAUCCUUUUAUGCUUUGUUGGAUUGGAACUGUAUUAUUAAGUAAUACUGGCUGUGGCUGUGCAAGUGUUUUAAUGUUUUAAAGUGAAAUUCUUAGCAAAAUGGCAAAGCUUGAGGACU
This is a messenger RNA of Ipomoea triloba (trilobed morning glory), 1613 nucleotides long. Its product is annotated as splicing factor U2af small subunit B-like. Gene Ontology annotation, cellular component: U2AF complex; spliceosomal complex. The transcript has 6 exons. Gene Ontology annotation, biological process: mRNA splicing, via spliceosome. Gene Ontology annotation, molecular function: pre-mRNA 3'-splice site binding; metal ion binding. NCBI's taxonomy places the organism in Eukaryota, Viridiplantae, Streptophyta, Magnoliopsida, Solanales, Convolvulaceae. The record is from RefSeq and is a predicted model, not a curated record. Bases 120 to 1145 code for a protein of 341 amino acids.